UUAUAAAAACAAAAUUUUUAUUGAUCAACUUGUAUGAGAAAUUUAAAACUAUUUUCAUCAAACAAAGGUGCAGCUUCUAGUACAUUUAAUCCAUCAGAGAGUUUUGCAUAUCCAAAUGCAAGUCAAAAAUCUGCAGAUACAAUAUAUGAGGGUGCAAGUUCUAGUACAUUAAUUCCAUCGGAGAGUUUCGCGAGUCAAAAUGAACGUCAAAAGUCAACAGAUACAAGUUAUGGUACAGUUUUCAAUACAUUUACUCCUUUGGAUUGUUUUGAAAGUCAAAAUGAAGGUCAAAAUUCUACAGAUAUUAGAUAUGGUGCAAGUUUCAGUAAAUUUACUCCAUCGGAGAGUUUUGCAAAGCAAAAUAAAGUUCAAAAAUAUGCAGAGAAAAGAUAUGGUGCAGGUUCCAGCACAUUUACUCCUUCGGAGUGUUUUGCAAGUCAAAAUGAACGUCAAAAAUCUACAGAUAUUAGAUAUGGUGCAAGUUCCAGUAAAUUUAUUUCAUCAGAGAGUUUGGCAAAGCAAAACAAAAGUCAAAAAUCUUCAAAUAUAGGACAUGGUGCAAGUUCUAAUACAUUUAUUUCAUCGGAGAGUUUUGCAAGUCAAAAUAAUCGUCAAAAGUCUACAGAUACAAGAUGUGGUGCAAAUUCCAGUACACUUACUACUUCGGAGUGUUUUGUAAGUCAAAUUGAUGCUCAACAAUCACCAGAUACUAGAUAUGACGUACAAACAAGAAGCAGAGGUACAAACAAGAAAGAAGGAAAAUUUACCAACCUGAAAUUGUGCCAGGUAUAUUUUAGAAUAAUAACUUAUGUAACAGGGUGAAACUAUUAAACAAAAGUAGAUAGACAGGUUGUUAUUAGUAUUUAUAGUAAUAGUUGUUAAUUAUAAAUGCAUAAAAUGAAAAUACUUUUGUUAAGUUUUUAAUGUAUUACAUUGUUAAACAAAACAUUUAUGUGUAAAUUUUUUAACUGGCAUAUGUUAUAGCUGAUUUAUUUUGACUGCAAAACAAAUUUCAGAAAGAAAAUAUCAUAAAUGGGUUUUGAAUGAGGAGACACAACUAAUACAACACUUUCAAAGUUAUAUUAAUAAAAAGUUAUAUUAACGAACGAAAGAACUAAAAUUCUGAACAAUAAAAAUCGUCGUUUGAAAGAUUUAAACAUGAUAGAGUAGAGCCCGUUCAAUUAUUUGUAACAUGACAAAAAUAGAUCCGUCAAACAGAACUUUUUUUAGAACAUAUUUCUGUAUAUUUCAAUAAUAAAACCUUUGAU
Hydra vulgaris (swiftwater hydra) is the source of this 1268-nucleotide messenger RNA. The record is from RefSeq and is a predicted model, not a curated record. NCBI's taxonomy places the organism in Eukaryota, Metazoa, Cnidaria, Hydrozoa, Anthoathecata, Hydridae.